CCCUUCCCAGAGUGCACCGCCGCCGCCGCCUGCGUGAGCUCCUUUCUCCCUCCGGAUCCUCCAGCCGUGGAAGGCCAUCAGGCCAUGGAGGUGCUACGGCCUAGUGCUGGGUUAAGGCGCGGGCGGCUGAGGCGCCGGCGCCCGCCCCCGCCACACAGCGGGUCGGUCUUGGCCCUACCCUUGAGGCCCAGGAAGAUCCGAAGGCAGCUGAGGAGAAGUGUCGCAUCCCGCAUGGCUGCGCUCAGGGCUCAGGCGCUGCCGAGUGUGGACUCGGAGGACUCGAGGGUGCAGACUACGGCAGACGAUCUGGGGGCCGCGCGGCCUGGUGGUGCGGCAGCCAUUCCGGAGCUGCUGGAGGCCCCGCCUGCGCGCGUGGUGGAGGUGCCGGCUGCGCCCGCCCGCGCUCUGAACGCCUCUGCCCUGUUGUGCAUUCCCCAACCCUUGGCGAACUCCACGCCACAGGUGGAUAACACAGGUCGGGAGCUUCCCUGGGACUCCCCGCUUCAGCGCAUCUUGGCCGAGCUGAACCGCAUACCCAGCAGCCGGCGCCGAGCGGCGUGCCUCUUUGAGUGGCUCAUCGCGCCUAUGCCGCCAGACCAUUUCUACCGGCGCCUUUGGGAGCGGGAAGCGGUGCUGAUACGGCGGCAAGACCACGCCUACUACCAGGGCCUUUUCUCUACUGCUGACCUGGACUCGAUCCUGCGCAACGAGGAGGUACAGUUUGGACAGCACCUGGACGCCACGCGUUAUGUUAACGGGAGGCGCGAGACCCUGAACCCACCGGGCCGCGCGCUGCCCGCCGCUGCGUGGUCGUUGUACCAGGCAGGCUGCUCCUUGCGCCUCCUCUGUCCUCAGGCUUUCUCCACCACCAUAUGGCAGUUUUUGGCUGUGCUCCAGGAGCAAUUUGGAAGCAUGGCAGGCUCCAACGUUUACCUCACGCCCCCCAACUCGCAGGGCUUUGCACCCCACUACGACGACAUCGAAGCUUUUGUGCUGCAGCUGGAAGGUAGGAAACUCUGGCGUGUCUACCGACCCCGGGUCCCAGGCGAAGAACUGGCCCUGACAUCUAGCCCCAACUUCAGCCAGGAGGACCUUGGUGAGCCGGUGCUGCAGACCGUGUUGGAGCCUGGGGAUUUGCUCUAUUUUCCUCGGGGCUUCAUUCACCAAGCUGAAUGCCAGAAUGGAGUGCACUCUCUGCACCUCACAUUGUCCACAUACCAGCGCAAUACCUGGGGCGACUUCCUGGAGGCCAUUCUGCCCCUGGCUGUGCAGGCUGCAAUGGAAGAAAACGUGGAGUUUCGGAGGGGUCUUCCCCGAGACUUCUUGGACUACAUGGGGGCCCAGCAUUCAGAUUCUAAGGAUCCACGAAGAACUGCCUUCAUGGAGAAAGUACGGGUCUUGGUUGCCCGCCUUGGACAUUUUGCACCUGUUGAUGCUGUGGCUGACCAGCGAGCCAAAGACUUCAUCCAUGAUUCUCUGCCGCCUGUGUUGACUGAUAGGGAGAGGGCACUAAGUGUUUACGGGCUCCCAAUUCGCUGGGAGGCUGGAGAACCAGUAAAUGUGGGUGCCCAGUUGACAACAGAAACGGAAGUCCACAUGUUGCAGGAUGGGAUAGCUCGGCUGGUAGGUGAGGGGGGCCAGUUGUUUCUCUAUUACACGGUGGAAAAUUCUCGUGUUUAUCAUCUGGAGGAACCCAAGUGCUUGGAAAUAUACCCCCAGCAGGCAGAUGCCAUGGAAUUCUUGCUUCGCUCCUACCCAGAGUUUGUGAGAGUAGGGGACCUACCCUGUGACAGUGUGGAGGACCAACUUUCCUUGGCAACCAUGCUGUAUGAUAAGGGGCUGCUACUCACCAAAGUGCCUCUAGCUCAAAACUAAUUUUUUGUUGAUUGCUGAAAACAAGACAGUAGUGAUUCAACACUACCACCACCUUCGUUUUGGCUUUGUUUUUAAUUCCUGUUCUUACCUUGAUAACCAUCAAUAUGGUCACAUUUACCGUUAUCACUUCGAUGUCACAAACCUCAGACAGUCUUUUGGGAAGAACCACCUCAUCUAGGUACAAAAGUAAAAGCAGAAGUUAGAGGAGAAAAAAGAGCUGUUUCUGCUCUUUCUGAUCAGUGACCUUGAUCAUUUCACAGCACCAGCUUCAUUCCUCUUAGGCUGUACUGUGAGCACUGGUUUUGUCACUCUGCUUAAGACAUUAGAAGUUUUUAUUUGGAAAUUGUAUCUUUCAUUUGAGUUCUCUUUCAUCAGUUUGGGGAGAGGAUUGGGCUCAGUAUCAUGUUUGUUAAUAAGUUUGUAUGAGUUAUUAAAGUGCCAAAGAAUGUUU
Messenger RNA from Heterocephalus glaber (naked mole-rat), 2326 nucleotides. RefSeq names its product ribosomal oxygenase 1 (gene Riox1). The record is from RefSeq and is a predicted model, not a curated record. Lineage: Eukaryota; Metazoa; Chordata; Mammalia; Rodentia; Bathyergidae. Gene Ontology annotation, cellular component: nucleolus. Gene Ontology annotation, molecular function: histone H3K4 demethylase activity; histone H3K36 demethylase activity.